Panicum hallii is the source of this 3614-nucleotide messenger RNA. Its product is annotated as pentatricopeptide repeat-containing protein At1g09900-like. The record is from RefSeq and is a predicted model, not a curated record. Bases 120 to 2138 code for a protein of 672 amino acids. The transcript is spliced from 2 exons. Gene Ontology annotation, molecular function: protein binding. Lineage: Eukaryota; Viridiplantae; Streptophyta; Magnoliopsida; Poales; Poaceae.
CAACCGUUACUCAUCUGAUCCGGUCCCGCCCAAUCUCCACGGGGAGUCACCAUGACGAUGCUCCACACACCACACGCCCGCCUCGCCGCGACCACUCCCACCGAUACCCGGUCGCCACCAUGGCCGCACUCCUCCCCUCCUCUUUCCCCUUCCCCCACGCCUCCUUCCCCAACGCAAAGCCCCACCAACUCGCCACCCCCGCCGCCACGAGGCCCGAGUCACCCAACGCGGCCCCGGCGCCCAACCCCGCCAGCGCCCGCCUCCGCCGCCUCAUCGCCCGCGAGGACCUCGCCGGGGCUGCGCGCCUAGUCGAGCGCUCCGCCUCCCGCGAUGGCGAGGCCCCCGACGUGUACCUCUGCACCAAGCUCAUCCGAAAUCUCUGCCGCCGGGGCCGCACCUCCGACGCCGCGCGCGUGCUCCGCGCCGCCGAGGGCUCAGGCUCGCUCGUCGACGUCUUCGCCUACAACACCCUCGUCGCGGGGUACUGCCGCUACGGCCACCUCGACGCCGCGCGCAGGCUCAUCGCGUCCAUGCCCGUCGCACCCGACGCGUACACGUACACGCCCCUGAUCCGCUGCCUCUGCGACCGCGGCAGGGUCGCCGACGCGCUCAGCCUGCUCGAUGAUAUGCUCCGACGCGGGUGCCAGCCCAGCGUCGUCACCUACACCGUGCUCCUCGAGGCGUUGUGCAAGAACAGCGGAUUCGGGCAGGCCAUGGCGGUCCUGGAUGAGAUGCGUGCCAAGGGAUGCAUGCCCAACAUUGUCACCUACAAUGUCAUCAUCAAUGGCAUGUGCAGGGAAGGACGUGUUGAUGACGCCAGGGAGCUCUUGAACAUGUUGUCCUCUUACGGAUUCCAGCCCGACACUGUCAGCUACACCACCGUGCUGAAGGGCUUGUGCGCUGCUAAGCGGUGGGACGACGUUGAGGAGCUCUUUGCUGAGAUGAUGGAGAGGAACUGCAUGCCGAACGAGGUGACUUUUGACAUGCUAAUCAGAUUCUUUUGUCGAGGAGGUAUGGUGGAGCGAGCGAUUCAAGUUCUAAAACAAAUGGCAGAGCAUGGAUGCACAGCCAACACUACCUUGUGCAAUAUUGUCAUUAACUCUAUUUGCAAACAAGGGCGGGUUGACGAUGCCUUUAAGUUCUUAAAUAACAUGGGUUCCUACGGGUGCAAUCCAGAUACCAUUAGCUAUACUACAGUGCUUAAGGGCUUGUGUCGCGCCGAACGAUGGGAUGAUGCCAAAGACCUUCUAAAAGAGAUGGUCCGGAAGAAUUGCCCCCCAAACGAGGUGACAUUCAAUACGUUUAUCUGCAUCUUGUGCCAAAAGGGGUUGAUCGAGCAAGCUAUUAUGCUUAUUGAGCAAAUGUCAGAGCACGGAUGUACGGUGGGUGUUGUCACAUACAAUGCUCUUGUUAAUGGAUUCUGUGUGCAAGGUCAUAUUGACAGUGCCCUAGAAUUGUUUCGCAGCAUGCCCUGCAAACCCAAUACCAUCACAUAUACUACUUUGCUGACAGGCUUGUGCAACACCGAACGGUUAGAUGCUGCUGCAGAGCUCAUAGCUGAGAUGCUUUGUAGAGAUUGCCCUCCAAAUGCAGUGACUUUCAAUGUACUCGUGAGUUUCUUCUGUCAAAAAGGAUUUCUUGAGGAAGCAAUUGAACUCGUUGAGCAAAUGAUGGAACAUGGUUGCACCCCUAACCUGAUUACAUAUAAUACACUACUCGAUGGGAUUACCAAGGAUUGCAGUUCAGAAGAUGCUCUGGAGUUGUUGCAAGGCUUGGUCAGCAAGGGAGUAUCGCCAGAUGUAAUUACAUUCUCUUCAAUCAUUGGUGUCCUCUCAAAAGAAGAUAGAGUUGAGGACGCUAUUCAAAUGUUUCACGUAAUGCAAGAUAUUGGAAUGAGACCCAAAGCUGUGGUGUAUAACAAGAUACUACUUGGGCUAUGUAAAAGAUGUGAAAUAGAUAAUGCUAUCGACUUUUUUGCCUAUAUGGUAUCUAACGGAUGCAUGCCCAAUGAAUCAACCUACAUUAUACUUAUUGAAGGCCUUGCUCAUGGGGGUUUGUUGAAGGAGGCCCAAGAUCUACUGAAUGAGUUGUGUUCAAGAGGAGUUGUAAGCAAGAACUUAAUAGAAGAAUGGCAUUAAGGUUGAAGAUCAAACUGUGCAUAUCCUUUGAGUCAUGAUGAACUGCGGAUUGAUGGCUGCCGUCUGUGUUUCAAGCUGCAGUGCUUCAUGUAGAUGGUUGUCUGAAGGCCCAUAACUUCGUACAGAGGAACCGUGACAAUAUGAGUUUCUGCUUAGAUGUAUUUAUCAUACUUUCACCCUGGGGAAUUUCCAAUUUUAGCUUGCUCUUAUACCAAAAAAAAAAAGGCAUACUGUCAUGUAUUGCCAAAAGCAUUCUAUAUUUGAAUUGUCUUAGACUGUAGAAAUCUCACUAACAACAAUAAUCUUGUUUAGGAAUGUUACUUAGAAGUGCCAAGACGAGACCAAGAGAUGAAUCUGGAGUAAAGCACAAGCAAAAUAAGUUCGGUGCUCAUAGAUUUAUACUUUUGCAGUAAAGAAUGCAAUCCACUUUUUUUGACUUGACACUUUAGAGUUUUCAACUAACGCAUUGACUUGUUAAGCUGUAAUGCAUCAUGCUUACAAUGCUUUUGGUCUUUUCUUUCAUCAGCUAUGGUAUGUGUACCGCUGCUUUUCCCUCCAGGCCUGUGUGAGACAGUAGCUUUUAUUUUUAUUUCAUUCUGUUGUUCAAGAGUGCAGACGACAACAUCCCUCACUGAAUAAUGGUUUUACCCAGGUUUCUGUCACUUAAAAUUGGCUUGUCAAAGAAUUAUUAGAAUAUAAUGUUAUCUGGAUGCCCUUUUUUAACUUUGAACAGGUUGGAGUGCUCUUACCAUCUUCAUCACCGAGAAUUCGUAUGCUGUAAGCUUUUUAGCUUCCUUUUUGGUAGCUGUAGGUUUAUGGCGUUAUUUUUUACUGGCCUCCUGGAACCUUAGAAUCUAGCGCACAUGCUUUGUCCUCGAAGAGUCAAGUCUGGUAUCAGAUUCUAACGUUAUUCUUUGUUUCAAGAGGUGAUCGUUGCCUAUGAUGGAGACGUGAGAAACUAAUCAACAAUUCAAGAUGCAACAGACCCAAGCAAGUGGUGGAGGAGAUCAGGGACCUAUUCUGGAGGUAGAGAGAGACGUCACAUGUGUCGAUGGUCUAUCUUCAGAAAAGUUGGGUUCUAUCCUAGGUGCACACCAGCUUUGACAGGUAGAGGGAGACAUGGAUGUCAACGGAGUAAUCUUCGGAGAAGCUGGGUUCUAUUCUAGACGCACACUAGCUUUGACAUGUAGAGGGAGACAUGGAUGUCAACGGAGUAAUCUUCGGAGAAGCUGGGUUCUAUUCUAGAUGCACGCCAGCUUUAAAGAAGUUCAGUUUCAGCACUGUCCCAUGAAGAGUAACGAAGUGGCGCAUGAUUUGGACAAGCAUGUCACGGCUCUGAAGAUAGGUGAAAUGAGUGUCUGGAAUGCUGUAUCCAGGGUUUGUACAGAACGUGGUGGUUAGAGAUUUGUCUAGCACCAGGGUAACGAACAUUCACAAAAGAGUCAAUCUAUAACAUAUUACUUCCUCCGUUCUAAA